Messenger RNA from Saccoglossus kowalevskii, 1420 nucleotides. It is a transcript of the gene mnx1, whose product is annotated as motor neuron homeobox transcription factor. NCBI's taxonomy places the organism in Eukaryota, Metazoa, Hemichordata, Enteropneusta, Harrimaniidae. Gene Ontology annotation, molecular function: sequence-specific double-stranded DNA binding. The record is from RefSeq and is marked provisional. Gene Ontology annotation, biological process: spinal cord motor neuron cell fate specification; neuron projection morphogenesis; central nervous system development. Gene Ontology annotation, cellular component: nucleus.
GGUAUACAUCGACUGUCCUCUCGGUAAGGUGCACCGUGUCUGUAAUCUUGUGAGUGACGUACUCCCCUCUUCGCUAAAACGCCGUCGUACCGAGGUAAAGUCGCUGACAACAACACGAAAACGUGUAGGCAUCGUCUUAAAGCUAGCCAUGGAAGCCUCUAAGGCCUUCACCAUUGACGCUCUGCUCGCCCGAGAACCGUCCAAACAGAAGUUGAUCAGCCCUACAGCCUGUAGUCCACCAUGUACAAGCCCGUUGAGGGUCAGUUUAGCACCAGACACAUUUCUGCCGACCAGUCCGCAUUCAAGCCCGCCUCCUUCGCCGCCAAGAACAUGCAUUAGCAGCUUCGUGCCGAAACCGGGCCUGUUGAACAUCAUGCCGAGCUUAUCACAAGCCCCAGUCAUGCACCCUAGCAUGUACGGCCACCCCAUAUACUCGCAGCUCCAUAUGCAAGGGUCGUCCGCUUACAACCCGAGUGCGUUCCAGCCCACACCGGACCCAGGUUGCAUGAAAUCACAGGGCCUUCCUAAUAUCCCUAUGGAGUGGAUCCACGGAGGGAGAAUGAUGAUUCCAACGCGAUUGCCAGAUUUCGGACAACACACGCCAAAUCUGCUUGGCAAGACGCGGAGGCCGAGGACGGCGUUCACUAGUCAACAACUAUUAGAAUUAGAAAACCAAUUCAGAAAGAAUAAAUAUCUCUCACGACCGAAACGAUUUGAAGUAGCGACAUCACUGAUGCUAACAGAAACACAGGUGAAAAUUUGGUUUCAAAACCGGCGUAUGAAAUGGAAGCGAAGCAAGAAAGCAAUAGAAGCCAAGGAAAACCAAAAAAACGCACACAACAAUCACGACAAAGAGUCACCAGCGUGUAAAGAUGUUGAAAUCGACGUGGAAAAUACAGAGGACACCCAGGAAACGGACAGUGAUGACGUCAGCAAUACUGAGCAAGAUAGUCCAUACAAUAGUUCGAUAAACAGUGACUUUUGUCACGUGAACGUAGAAAGUGAUUACAUCACAACAGAAAACUGUCCAGAAAUUAUUAGAAGUACGUGAUGAUGUCACUUUGAAGAAAACAAGUGACGUAACUGUCGCCAUGUUAUGUGUUUGCCUCGUAUAGAACCUGUCUCCGCUUUGUCUGUACGUCUUCGACAAAUGAUAGCACUGGAAACAUGGCGUCACCUCUCGCUGAAUGAACUCAACAAACGUAUUUGAUCAUUUAUUAUUAAACUGAUCAUAAUGUGCUUCGUGAUCAUUUCUGUUUUAUUCCGCCAAGGAAUUUAACAUUCUCCGACGUGUGUGUGUGAUGGCUGUUAAAACUGUGUACACUUUUAGCUAACAACCACUGAGCAUACACUUGCAGUGCACCUUGCCAAUAUUAAUGCUGUCUGCAGGACGCCGUUCCAACCGACGCACAUCCUCCCU